UUUGUUUUGUUUUUUUAAUCGCGAUUCCCGCGUGCCUCGGCAGCAUCCCGCGCCCUCCGCUUGGCUUGAAAUGGGAUGAUAUGGGAUUUUUCAUGUCGACGAAGAUCGAAGGGAUUCUUACGUUUGCCUUGGUGUUCCUGUCCCUGAUGGUGUCAGGAGACUCUGAAGAUGUGAGGUGUGAGAACAUUUACAAGGACUUUUCUGACUGUGUCCUGGAGCUGGGAGAGAGCAUGGACAACUAUCAGGAGAACGUGACCAGUGAGAGGGGAGUGGCGGCCGUGUGCAGCCACUGGGAAGCUUUCCAUACAUGUGCCCUCACAGCGCUGUCCGACUGUCAGGAGGAAGUCAGCUCCAUCUGGGAGACUCUGAGGCAGGACUCCAGGAAGAUGCGCUUCCAGGGAAGUCUGUUCGACCUGUGCAGCCCCAGCUCCUCUCCCAGCAUAAGCUCAACUCUUGCUGCCCUUACCCUGCCACUGAUAGGCAUGCUGAUUGUGACUGGGCCUGACUGGUCAUCUGUAUAAAUGGGGGUUGGGGAUGAGGAGGGCCUCAAAUUCCCCGGGGUUCAGUCCUCCUGAGUUCAAACUUACAGCCAAGGAUUUAAGAAAGACAAAUGUUUUAAUAAGGAUUAUUUUGACACAGAGCCACAGAGGUCUGAGGCAAGCCAAUCAAUAUUUGCUGUGAUGAAUAAUGUUUGAUAUCUUCCCAAAUACUUCAGCUUGAUCCUCCCUUAUGUCUAGAAGCCGACAGAGUAUUUGAGAAAAUUUAAUCUCUGCCAACAUAUCAGUCCAAACGGACUAAAGCAUACACUUUUCAAGUAGUCAAGAGAUUUCAGAUACAAUGUGAGCAGAGUCUGAUCAGUAUACAGUCAGACACCUGUGGCUCUGGGUUACCAAUAUACAAGGAGUGGACACAAUAUCAUGAACACUUGUACAAUCUAAUGCGAACCAAGACAAGAGCUUUGCAAUGAAUACUAUAUUUAUGAACAUUAUUGUGUUCUGUUUUUAUGGAUUCAACUCUGGCCUCAUUUUUUAAGCAGUAGGCCUAUUUGUGGAGUUUUAGGCUACCGGUUUUCCCUAUAUUAUGUACAGUAGGCCUGUAUAUUAUAAGGCAGCAAGGUGUUGAUGUUUUGUGUCCACUCCCUUUAUCAUGUGUUAUAUGGUCAUACUGUGAAAGUGAAUGGAAUAGUUCAACAUUUUGGGAUUUAGCUGUGAAGAUCUAUACCAAUCUCCUAUCUGCAUGCUUAAGAUGUAGACACUGCCAGCAGCCGGUUAGCGUAGCUUUGCACAUGGUUCCUACAGCUGCUCCUGGCCAAAACAUAGUUCAGCACAUAGCUCCCUGUAAAACCACAACUUGUUGUUUUUACACUUUUGUACAGACUAAACAAAUGAGAUCUAAAAUGUAAUCUAAAGUGAGCUUUAGAGGUGCUAGUAGUAGGAUUUUGUUACCUUUGGACAGAGCUAGGCUCGCUGUUUCCCACUGUUUUUUAGCUAAGCUAACUGACUCCUGGCUGUAGCUUUAGAUGUAGACAUGAGAGUGGUAUCAAUUAUCAUACCUGCUUCUCUGCAAGAAAGCAAAUAUGCAUAUUUCUCAAUAGGUUGAACUACUCCUUUAAAUAAAGAGCUAUAGUGUAUGUUGGACACCAAAACACCAAUUGAAAUCAGUUUGUAUAAAUACAGCCAAGCCAACAUGAUGUAAUUACCUAUCACUUUACGAGAAAACAUUUAAAGGAGCACUUCACCAAAAAAACAGCAAUAUCUUAGCAACAUCUAGCUCUUAGUCAUUACAGAACUGUUUGUUGACUUAUUAAUCAGUGAAAGGACCAAACUGUAAGACCGAACCAGACAUUAAAUCUGACUUAAUUACACCAAAGCUGGCGACAACGUUCAGACGUACUAAAGGUGAAUGCCCCUUUAAUCUGUUUCAGUGUGUUGUAAAUGUUUGUGUAAGUGACAAUCAGGCCACUUGUAUAAAACUUUUGACCCCUUUUCCCCUCAAAAAACUUCGGCCCACUGUGGCCGAUGUUGCACGGCUGCUACAAAGACACCAAAAACAGACAUCUGACACGGUAUCACAUCCUCACUUCUCACAGAGCCUCGCCCCACAUUUUGGUUUAGUCUAUGCUUGAUCAAACUUCUUGAUGUUUGUAUGAAAAAGAAAAUCUGUGUUGAGAAUGUUCAGUGUUGUCUCACUAAUUUCUUAUGAACCUUGUGUGCAAAUGCUUGCUUGCAAUUAACACGAUAUAACUAAAACUACACUUUAAAGUAGACUAAGUACUGCACAAACACAGUAUGCCAGAUAGUAUGCAGAUAGACUACACAGGGGUCGAUUAUGUUUCAAAGAUCAGAUUUUCAAAGAAGAAUCUAAUGCAGCCAGGCAUAUAAAAUUACCCAAAUAACCAUAUUUUAUCAUAUACCUUUUUUCACUUUAAAUACCUAUAAUUAACAUCUCGUGAUAUCAAAAUAUAUACAACAGCAAAACUAAAAUCUGGUGUAAUAUGAAAUAAUAGCUUAUUUUUAUUUUAAAAAUCCAUACAAUUCCUUUUGUAUGCACUGAAUAAUAAUGAUGAAUAAUUAUUAUUAUAAAAGUAUAUAGAUUCCAAACUCUGCUUCCCCAUUUAUCUGUCUCAUGCUCCUAAUCGAUUUAAUCUUGAGAAACCUUGAUUUGAUUUUGCACAAAAUGCACAAAUGUUAAGCUUCAGAAGCAACCACGAACGCAUGAAGUGAAGCUCAUCGACAGAAAUAAGCGAAUGGGUGCUACAGUUUGUAUCAUCCAUUCAUUUAGCCAAUAAACCAUGUGAGAUUUUUCACUAUGAAAUUAGUAUUUAGGUUUAGGUAAGUUUUUUUUUUUUUUUUAACUAUUACUGCAAUAGUCGCCUAGAUUCAGAGCACAGUAAAAAUGAAUGAGCAAUAGCAUCAAUUUGUUCUGUUGGUUUGGUUUUGUUUUCCCAAAACUGUCCUCAUUUGCAUAUUUCCUUUAAUACAAUGCUCCCAACAGGCAUUAGCAAAAUAUGGAUGAUUUCUGUGGUCCUGAAUGUUUUCCCAUCAACUCUUUUAUCACAAAUGCAUGAUAGUUUUAGUAAUAAUGCUUCACAAUAAUGAACAGUCUGUUGAUUGUACCUUGGACAAAGUGUGCAGUGGUAUUGAUCUGUGCAUGAAAUUAAGCUAGCUCCUCUGUGUAUCAGCAUCCUCUUUAUGCAGAUUCAUUAACCUGCCCGCCUCCACUUCCCUUACCUUCAUUAGCAUGUUUGUUCUAGUGGUUUCUAUUUAUUUCAUGUUUCAGGAGUGGUAGCAUUAAUUUGUCUUUCUGGUGGUGACAAUAAAAACCCAGUUGUGAUGUCCUCAAAGCAUGAGCAAUAUGUACGGUCACUUCUUAAGAGAGGACACUUAUCCCUUCAUAUGCUGUUGAAGAAAGCAUGAAAAUGGUUGUGUUAUCAUAAGCAUUAUACCACAAGAAAUGAACCCUAAUGACAGUUUAAACAUGGAAGGAACUUCUGAAUGUAAAAACAAGUUCAGUGUCCAUGCGUUGUUUUCAUUUUUUCAUUUUACUGAUAUAAAAGCACACUAUUUACAAGACUGUAAUAAAGCAAUUAUAGCAAAAUAAUGUGUUUGUAAUAAUAAAGCACCAUGUUAAAAACAUACA
Micropterus salmoides (largemouth bass) is the source of this 3639-nucleotide messenger RNA. RefSeq names its product neuritin-like. The record is from RefSeq and is a predicted model, not a curated record. Lineage: Eukaryota; Metazoa; Chordata; Actinopteri; Centrarchiformes; Centrarchidae. Gene Ontology annotation, biological process: neuron projection extension; nervous system development. The transcript has 3 exons. Bases 81 to 521 code for a protein of 146 amino acids. Gene Ontology annotation, cellular component: plasma membrane.